AUGCUCGUCAACGUCUCCCUCGCUGUCGCCGUCGCGGCGUCCCUCCUCGGAUCCGCCGCUGCGGCUCCUCUCGUCGCCGUCAAGCAGCUCGUCGAGCGCAAGGUCAACGCCUCUCCCGACUUUAACAUCACCUUCUCGAGCAGCCACACCGACGGCCUGCCGCGCACCCUCAUCAUGGCGACGGGCGGGACCAUCGCCGGUUCGAGUGCGUCCGCAACCGAUUCCACCAACUAUCGCGCGGGCUCUAUCGGCGUCGCUGCGCUCGUCGAUGCGGUGCCGCAGCUCCUCAACGUGAGCAACAUCGACGGCAUGCAGGUCAGCAACGUCGACUCGGGCUCGAUCACGGACGACAUCGUCCUCCUCAUCUCCAAGCUCGCCAACAAGGCGCUCUGUGGAUCCGACCCCGAGUACGACGCGGUCGUCGUCACGCACGGCACCGAGACGCUCGAGGAGACGGCCUACACGCUCGACGCGACGCUCAUGUGCGACAAGACGGUCGUCGUCGUCGGCGCCAUGCGCCCGGCGACCGCCAUCUCGGCCGACGGUCCGAGCAACCUCCUCGAGGCCGUCACGACGGCUGUAUCGCCCGCGUCGCACGGCCGGGGCGUCCUCGUCGUCCUGAACGACCGGAUCUGCCAGGCCCUCUACUGCGCCAAGACCAACGCCAACGCGCUCGACACGUUCAAGGCGUACGAGCAGGGCUUUGUCGGCGGACCCCUCUCGACCAAGCCGUUCUUCUACUACCCGCCGUCGCAGCCCACGUUCAAGACCGUGUACGACCUGUCGAACGUCACCUCGCUGCCUCGCGUCGAUGUCCUGUACUCGCACCAGAUGGCCACGUUCGACGGCGUCAACGCGUCGGUCGCCAACGGCGCCAAGGGCUUCAUCGGUGCAGGCACCGGCGCCGGCGGCAUCUCGCCUUGGGCAAAGCAGAACCUUGCAUACGUCAUGAGCCAGGGCAUCCCCGUCGUCGCAUCGACGAAGAUCAACAACGGCGUUGUCGCCCCGGACGAGGAUCCGGCGGCGGGCAGCUACAUCUCGUCGGCGCUCCUGAACCCGGUCAAGUCUCGCCGCCUUCUCCAGAGCCUCUGA
This is a messenger RNA of Rhodotorula graminis WP1, 1092 nucleotides long. RefSeq lists its product as uncharacterized. Gene Ontology annotation, molecular function: asparaginase activity. NCBI's taxonomy places the organism in Eukaryota, Fungi, Basidiomycota, Microbotryomycetes, Sporidiobolales, Sporidiobolaceae. The record is from RefSeq and is a predicted model, not a curated record. The coding region runs from base 1 to 1092 and encodes 363 amino acids. The transcript is spliced from 7 exons.